CCCUGUAUUUCUGAAAUGAAAGGGGGUACCAAAAUUCACAUUUCCUUUUUGGUAAAAUCCUCCAGCCACGCUUGGCGCUACGCUAACCGAGUAGGCGAUCUCACUUCAUCACCACUUCACAAAAGACUUCCAAAUUCACUGCGGCAGACACGGGCAAAAUAAAAAUGUUAAAUACAUCCUGGCUGGGAGGGGACUGAAGCCGCCACGCUCAAUCAAAGGUUCGCAAUAAUAGGAUUCAUAAAAAAAAAAAAAAAAGACAGAUGGGAUUAGAAAAUGUUGCAGGGAAGACUCUGGAAUGAGAUGAGCUCACAGCACCAGCCUGUCUUUUGUGGACCAGCACAAUGAUCCCUGAGUCAGACUGGAUUAGGAAACCUCGCGACUAGGGGUUUAGAGAGAGGCCUCCGGUUCCCCAGCACCUUUGGGGAGAGAAGGCUGAAACGAUGCAUCAGAUUUACAGCUGCAGUGAUGAAAAUAUAGAAGUUUUCACCACCGUGAUUCCUUCCAAAGUGUCCAGUCCAGCCAGAAGAAGAGUCAAAAGCUCUCAGCAUCUCUUAACCAAGAAUGUGGUGAUCGAGUCGGACCUUUACACGCCGCGGCCCCUGGAGCUGCUGCCGCACCGCAGCGAGCGCCGCGACGGCGAGGCCCGCAGGCCCGGACGGUUCCAGAACGCGCGGCAGCAGGGACCCCACCCGGCCAAGACCCCCACCAGGCCUGGUGGUAUUUCUGAACCCAAGUCGGCAAAUCUGUGUGGCAGUCGAGCCUAUGGAAAAGCUUUGAUGCCUCCGGUGGCCCGGAUCUCCGUGAAAGCCCCUGCUGUCCUGGAGGCGGCAGCCCCAGGCUUGGAGAAUGGAGCUGUUCUGACCAGAGGGUCCAGAAACCUCAAGAAGAUGACUGAAGAGUACCCAACCCUCCCUCAGGGAGCAGAAGCCUCCCUACCGCUGACAGGCAGUGCUUCCUGCAGUGUCCCCAGCAUCCUCCGGAAGAUGUGGAGCAGGCACAAGAAGAAGUCUGAAUACGUGGGAGCUACCAACAGCGCCUUUGAGGCCGACUAAGGUGAGCCUCCCCAGGGGCCCUGAGUUCACAGCAAGGGGAGGAAGCUUCUGGAUCAGAACUGAGCCACCUUCACCUCUGCUAGCGGCUGCUCCACGCGCAUCACCCUCCAGUACCAACUGAUCGCCUGGCUUAGGACAUGGAAAGGAACUUCUCUCGAAGGCAAAAGAAAACUGUUCCUCCUUAGAAUCCAUAAAGCCAUUGGUCUGAAAGUGACUUGGGAGGUCACAAAAUUUCUAUAGCUGUGUAUUGAAGCAGAACUGCACCAAAACCAAACGUUCACAACCCAUUUUAAGACCUCCAAGGAAGGAAGCAGGCAAUUCCUCAGUCUUCCUUAUGAGUUGUUCUAAUUUCUGGUUAUAGAUGAAAGAGUUUGAUGUUUGAGGCGCUUGUACACAAUGAUUCUCACUGUUCCUGUUACCAUAUUUAUUUCAUCUUGAUGCGGUACAAUUUUUAGUGAUGAAGCGCUGUAUAUAUUAGUAGUUCUAAUAUUCACUCGAGGGUAUCAUGAAGAUGGGUUUCGAUGGGCAUGAUUGCAUGAAUUCUCUAUUCUUUACAUGCGGAUUUUUCUACAGAAAAACAUGAUUUAAAAUUUUGAAUGCCAGUGUUUUCUGAAGUGCCAUAAUCUAGUGGAAUUAAUAAUACCUUGCUUUGGUAUAAUUACUUUAACUUCUGAAAGCAGUCUCCCAUCCAUUACCUCUUACAUUCACAAAGUCCCUGUUAAAGCACAGUUGUUCUCAACCUACAGGUGGGGAAGCCAAGGCCUAAAGAGGUCAUGUGACUAGAUACCAGCUAGUGGACUCAACUUUUCCACUAGACUUCUUGCAUUGCCUAAUCUAGCAACUGAUAUGAGGACAGUUUUGAGGGGUAGGACUAAGUCUGUGGGGACAAUCUUUGAAGGAAAGAAUUUGACAAAGUUAGAACAAGUAAACAAUAUAAGUCAUGUAUUACACUGAACAAGAAGAAAUUCUUGUUUUUGUAGGUCAAAAUAAUUAUCAAUUUCACAUGGUUCAAUCUAAUGUAUAAUAUUAUACUUUCCCUCUUUCAAUGGAAAUGUCAUCAUUAAUUCUAUUGUCAAAAUCAGUAGCCUGAAAAUACCAUGAUAAUGAUAGCUACCAUUUAUUAAAUGCCUACUAUGUCUUGGGAGUGAUACUGAGCACUUUACACGCAUUAUGCCAAUCUUUCUAUUCACUCUGAGUUUAGGUGGCCUUCCCCCUUUACUAGACACAUCUUCAAAGCAGUUAAAUGGUUAGUCUGAAGGCACCUAACCCAUACAGGUGUCUGGCUCCAAUGCCUGUGUUCUGUCUACUCCUUCAUACAAAAUUUUCAGAACAUAGAGACGAACCAAGGUUAGUAAAUAAUUUUCAUCUCAAAGGCUAAACAUAAUUGAUUGGCACACGCUGCCUAGAGUGCUGGGAAGCUGGAAUCUGAAAGAAAGGAGUGCAGUGAUCAACUGCCUGUGGAGCAGAGUAGUGGCAUAUGCCUAUCGUAUAUGUGUCACCGGUGGCCUCAACUCUGCCCUCAGAAGGCUUGUUUUCUAACUCAGAAGCUUAAACUAAUCCAAUCCACUUAACCAGCAACUCCAUGGUAAAAUGUAGUCUAAGACUAGGUUGGAAAUUGCCUCUUCUUGGUACAAAGAGGACUUUGGCCACAUUGCUGGCCUCAGACUCCACUGUUAUUCCUAUGCUGCUGCUCUGUGGCCACGUGGUUUUUUUGCCCUUUAAAUUACCUGCUUCCAUAUCUCCAGGUGAAAUAAAUGUAAGAAGGCCUGGGGUGGGGGCAGAAAAGAGGCCACCUGGCUGGCCUCUGCUCCUCAGCCAUUGUUUUAGACUCUGAACAGCCCACCCUUCCACUGGAAUGUGAUUUGGAGAUCUGAGCAUCAAGUGCUCUUUCAAUGAGGGCCUAAAGUCCACAGUAUAAAGGGGCCCAGGACAAAGGUGAUUUCCACUGGACCUAUUAGAGUAUCCUAUGACUAUUUAUCUUAUUUACUUUAGAGCUAAUGUCCUUCUAUUUAUAUAUGGCAGCUGGGGGUCCAUGUAGGAUGGAGCUUAUUUAUUUUUUAAUUUGAUUGUUUCAUGAUGAAGUGUUUGCCUUGUACAGAACAUCUUAAUUGGCCAAUUCUAAUAAAAAUAAAGUAUGCUUUGUUUGUGACAUUAA
Messenger RNA from Phacochoerus africanus (Common warthog), 3207 nucleotides. RefSeq names its product vexin (gene VXN). Lineage: Eukaryota; Metazoa; Chordata; Mammalia; Artiodactyla; Suidae. The record is from RefSeq and is a predicted model, not a curated record. The transcript has 6 exons. Bases 441 to 1052 code for a protein of 203 amino acids. Gene Ontology annotation, biological process: neurogenesis; neuron differentiation.